Messenger RNA from Lasiosphaeria miniovina, 1293 nucleotides. RefSeq lists its product as uncharacterized. NCBI's taxonomy places the organism in Eukaryota, Fungi, Ascomycota, Sordariomycetes, Sordariales, Lasiosphaeriaceae. The annotation marks the transcript as partial. The record is from RefSeq and is a predicted model, not a curated record. The transcript is spliced from 2 exons.
UAGAAAAUUAGAAACCACAACUAGGAAAUUAGAACGGCUCGGGCAUGACCACGAAAGGCGGCGAAUGCAUCCGCAUCUUUCUGUCAGGAAAUUCUUGGCAAUUUACCAUCCGUCGUAUUGUCCGGAAACGCCUUCUUCUCCCCCUUGGUCAGUUGACUACCUAGGUAGUUAGGUAUUCAACCAGACUAUGGGCGGUAUAACUGCGAGAUAGACUGAGUCUAAUCACCGAACGGAGAUGCCACAGACGAGCAACUAUACUUCGCGCGUCUGGGAUGGAUACACUAUUCCCAUAAGUGACGAUACAAGACGUCUCCAGAGGAGUCGUACUACUUCCUGCCAACGUGGUUGAUGGAUGAGGAUAAUACGCACUCGCCCGCGGAAUGUGUGCUUGACCAGCGACAGCAGCACGUCUCCGCUGCUGCUGCCAGCCCCCGUCAACAUCCACAUCCACCUCCAGCGGCGGCGCCCCAGUAUUGGCACCCCAGUAUUAGUUGGUCCAAAGAGCGUGUCUAAACUCCCCUCGGCCAAACUCCGCACCUCGCGCCGCAAAUACAAAAAAAUCACUAAUAGCACCCAUAUUGACUCUAUUGGCAAUGUCAAGCGACCCAGCAGCAGCAGCGGUGGCGCGGCUGAGCCUAUCACCCGCCCCAAAGCCGAAGCCAAAGCCAAAGCCGCGGUGCGCGCCAACCACAAGGUAUUACUCGAGGGCAACUACUGCCGCCGCGUCAACCAGCAGUUUGAGCGGCUGCCUGGCGUGCUCGGCAACAACCCUGACGAUGACAGCAGCAACUUCCUGGACCAGGAACUCGCCAUGGCCGCGGUUGCGUCGCUGGCCACGGAGAAAGCCGUCAGCAAGAUCGAGAUGUUGGACCAGGCGCGGCGGCGCAUCCUGGCUGUUGAGGCGGAUAAUCAAAGCUGAAAGGGCAGUUGGCUGCUAAUAGGAGGGUGGUGAGGGCAGCGUAAUUAGCUGGGGGGUUGGGAACAGCGAAUUAGGGGGCGAAGAUAAGACGCCGUGGCGGUUGGAAAGUCGAUUCUAGGGCUGUUGGUAUCAAAGGGGGAUGUUGGAAUAACAUACUGGAAUGACGCGCUGAUCCAAGGAAUGCGGCUCCGCAUUCCUGGCCACAGCAACGUCUGUGGAGGAGCGGGCCUGACAGAUGCAUAUAUAUUGGCCUACGCCCACCUGUUCAGAUAGAUAAAAAGACAGACACAAACGAAUCCAUCACUUGAACCACCACCUUAUGGCGCGCAGCGCGCCAUGCUGUUUCCAGUACCGGUACCCUGGUGAUUCCUACA